This is a messenger RNA of Maniola jurtina (meadow brown), 3256 nucleotides long. It is a transcript of the gene e, whose product is annotated as linear gramicidin synthase subunit D. The record is from RefSeq and is a predicted model, not a curated record. Lineage: Eukaryota; Metazoa; Arthropoda; Insecta; Lepidoptera; Nymphalidae. The coding region runs from base 137 to 2722 and encodes 861 amino acids. The transcript has 17 exons.
CGCGGGCAGUCUACUGUGCGGUGCACUUGCAACAGUGCCAGUGUGUAAAGGUGGCUGUGGUUUGUUUUGUUCGGUUCAGAGUGCGUGCGAUUGUUUUUUUUUUUUGGUGACACUGAACUGGAUUUAUUUAUAGACCAUGGGCUCACUGCCGCGCGUGUCGGUGGUGACGGGCGCGCGCGUACCCGUGCCGGCCGCACCGCUCACCGAGCACCUGGCACGAAUGGGCGGCGUCGACAGAACUGCGCUCAUUUACUCAGAUGAAACCUGCAACGUACGAGUGAGCUAUGCAGAGCUGGAAGGACGCACGAAUGCCAUGGCGAGAGCUGUGGCGGCGCACGCGCGUCCGACCGGCCCCAAUCGAGACCAGGACUAUGUCAUUGCUGUAUGCAUGCAGCCUACGCACAACACAGUCAUAGCCCUGUUGUCGACUUGGAAAGCUGGUGCAGCGUACGUACCCAUGGAGCCGAGCUUCCCACAAGGAAGAAUCACGCACAUCUUAAAAGACGCCGAACCAUCACUCAUCAUAUAUGACGACACCGCAAAACCAUCAAUGUUCGCCGGUAGUGGAGUUCCAGCGAUAUCCUUUGAAGAGUUGUCUUUGGAAGCCAGUGCAUUACCAGCAGACCGGCUUAACGAUGAAGAAGUCCUGGUAAAGAUGGAUGCUGAUUCCAUCGCCAUUGUUCUGUAUACUUCUGGAAGUACAGGAAUACCAAAAGGAGUCCGCCUCCCAUAUUCGGCGAUUUGCAACCGCCUCUGGUGGCAGUUCCGUACUUUCCCCUUCACGGACACAGAAAGCACAUGUGUAUGGAAGACAGCACUUACAUUCGUUGAUUCAGUGUGUGAGAUCUGGGGCCCUUUAUUGCAUGGAAGGUCUCUAUUGAUCCUGUCACGGGAAACUACUAGGGACCCGCAGAAGUUGGUGCGAGUUUUGGCUGAGUAUCAGAUCCAACGGCUAGUCCUAGUACCAACACUCCUCCGUUCAAUUCUGAUGUACCUUUCUUUGACAACUUCGGAAAGGCCUCUUCAGUACCUCAAGCUAUGGGUCUGUUCCGGCGAGACCCUCGGCAAAGAUCUGGCGUCUCAGUUCUUCCAAUACUUCACUGACCAGAACGGCUAUAAACUAGCUAACUUCUACGGGAGUACCGAAGUAAUGGGAGACGUGACGUAUUUCGUGCUUGAAAAGGUUGCCCAGUUGGAUAUGUUCCCCUCUAUUCCAAUAGGUGCACCUUUAGAUAAUUGCGCUGUAUACCUGCUAGAUGAAGAAAUGAACCCAUCUAGGGAGUCAGAGCCUGGUGAGGUGUGGGUGGCUGGGAGGAAUUUGGCAAGAGGAUACGUAGGAGGACAGGCGCCCGAAAAGUUCUGUGAUAACCCACAUGCUGCACAUCCUGAUUUCAGCCGCUUAUAUCGCACGGGAGACUUCGGCAUUCUACAAAAGGGAAUGGUUCUGUUUGCCGGCAGAACAGAUUCCCAAGUCAAGAUUAGAGGCCACCGAGUAGAUCUGUUAGAAGUUGAGCGAGCUGUCAACAGUAUACAGGGAGUUGAAAAAGGUGUCGUCCUUUGCUACGGCCUAACCUCUGGCAAUCCAGAAAUUCUGGCUUUCGUAACAGUCAAGCCAGAUGCCAGGCUAUCCGGCCACCAUAUCGAAGCUGCGUUGAAAAACUCCCUCACACAGUAUAUGAUACCACAGGUAACAGUCAUAGACAAAAUACCUCUGCUCGUGAACGGUAAAGUGGAUAGACAAGGAUUACUGAAAAUGUAUGAAAACACAAAUAAUAAUGAUGACGACGCAAUUCCUAUAGAUAUAGACUAUUCAGGAGUGAGUCCAAAGGAUGCAGAAGCGGCUCGAGUCCUCUUUGAAACUGUUGGUGAAGUUCUGGGCAGAGCAGUGCGUGGAGUUCUGUCCGUGAAAGCCGGGUUUUACGAGUUAGGAGGAAACUCUCUCAACUCUAUUUACACUAUUACUAGGCUGAGGGAUAAAGGGUAUUAUAUUGAAAUAAGCGAUUUCCUAGGCGCAUCAAACUUGGGCGACGUCUUAGCACAUCUAACCACUAAUCCAGAUGGGACGAGAGAAAAUGAUGAUACCAAGUUCACAGCACGACCUAUGCGACACGAGCAUAAGGAACCGGUCAUUGAGAUGAUCGUCUCUUCGUUUUACGAAAAGGCGGAGUUAGAGCAGUUCCUGAAACACGAGAUCGCAGUUCGGGACUACGCGCACUGCAUCGAUGAAUGCUGGGAGCCGCUGCUGGCUGCGGACCUUAGCGUUGUUUUGGAAGACUCAUCAGGAACCCCAGUUGCAGUGGCGCUAAACUUUGACGCUCGCGAAGAACCAGAAAUCGAACUGACUGGAGGGUUGGCGAAGAUUAUGACGUUCUUGGAGUAUAUCGAGGGUUCUGUGAGAGAUACUAUGCUGCCUGAAGGAAAGGGUGCAAUUCUACACUCGUUCAUGAUGGCGACAGAUGCCUCAAUGUCGGCAAGGGAUAACGUGUUAGCGAUCCAGGUUCUCGAGGUGGCCACAGAGAGGGUAGCGCGGGAGAGGAGUUUCCGAGGAGUCUUCACUACUAAUACCAGUCCUUUGACACAGCAAUUGGGCACAGACGUAUUAGGCUUCCAGACUCUCCUCGACUACCAAAUAAACCAGUACGUUGAUGCCAAUGGAGAUCGGGUCUUCGGACGAGCACCAGACGAUAUGAGAGCCAUUGUAUGCUGGAAACCAGUUGAUUAAUCGACUUGUAACCUGUUAGGAACCAGUAUUGUUAAAGGAAACCAGUGUAUUUUGUGUAGCCGAAUUAAUAUCUACAAAGCAUAUUGUAUUAAGAUACUUACGUGUUUUGGCAUAACGAUAUAAAUCGUGCCUAAUACUCGAAUCAAAAAUGGCGUCAGCAAUCUUUCCCUCUCACACCAUGUAAUGUGUUUAGCGUGUGAGUGAGAUAGAGUGACUAGCACCACUUCGUUUUUUUAUUCGUUUCUUCUUUAUUGGCAGUUGGCACGAGUUAUACACAGGGCCGAAAAAAUAGAGUUUAGACAGAGAAGUUCUAGACAAAAACUGCCCCUAUGGAAAAUUUUAAUUUAGUAUCUCUAAAAUGAUACUUACGAGUUUUUUCCUAAAUUGAUAACUUGGUGGAAUGAAGGCUGUGGAUGUAAAUCUUGUAGACUAGAUAUUAAUGUUAAGUAUAGUUCUAGAUUUAGCUAUAAAUUAAUUGCACCAUUAUAUCUGAUAGGAGUUAGUUUUAAAAUAAUAAAAACACGCCUAGUUUUU